UAUUUCGAAUUUCAAAGCGAACACCCCACAAAGCCCUGCGAAAAUUGCGAAAUACGCCGUCAAGAUGCUGAAAUCUUAUCAGUUGGUUCUCGGAAUAGCUCUGGUCUUUGCCUGCUUCAACCUUGAAACUAGUUCUUUUGCACGAAAUUUCAACGCUAUUCAUCACCGUCAAAAUUCGACUUAUAUGAAGCCAGCCGUCAACUAUCAGCCUGGACCAGGAUUCAAUAAUACCAGACCCAAUUAUGGCGCGUACAACUUGCAGCCGCUGCAGAGCAGUCCGCCGCAAGGAUUCCAAUACCAGUCACCAUUAGCUCCACAACCUGGCUCUGGCUACAAUAACAAUAACAAUAUCUUCGCUCCUCAGCCAGUCUAUGGCGGCGUUUUUCCAAACGGUACUGCACGGUUUAAUCAGACUCAGGCUGGUCGGCCGAAUGGCACCUAUCCCUACAUGAAUCUCUUUAAAUUUUGGUAGACCACCUUUCCUAUACCAAAAGUAAAGCACAUUAGUUGAAUAAAUAACACAAAUUGAGUUCA
Drosophila grimshawi is the source of this 534-nucleotide messenger RNA. RefSeq lists its product as uncharacterized. The record is from RefSeq and is a predicted model, not a curated record. Lineage: Eukaryota; Metazoa; Arthropoda; Insecta; Diptera; Drosophilidae. The coding region runs from base 65 to 472 and encodes 135 amino acids. The transcript has 2 exons.